AGGAGGAGGAGAGGGCUCGAGGGACCGUCUGUCGCGGGACGGGCUGGCCAGCUGGGGCGCGGAGCCUCGAGGAGGAGGAGGCAGAGGCAGAGGCAGUGGCAGCAGCAGUGCUCGGAGCAGCAGCAGUAGAAACAAGUACCAGCCACACAGAGGCUCCUCCGGCCCGAGCAGCCACAGUCCCCCGGCCGCGAUGGCGAAGCAAAUCCCAGCGAGCGAGGAAGCCAAGGGGCCCUGGCAGGAGACAGACCAGGAACAGCAGGAGCCGGUGGGUAGUCCGGAGCCGGAGCCCGAGCCUGAGCCUGAGCCUGAGCCCGAGCCCGAGCCCGUGCCAGUGCCAGUGCCUCCGCCCGAGCCCCAGCCCGAGCCCCAACCCCUACCGGACCCCGCACCCCUGCCGGAGCUGGAGUUUGAGCCGGAGCCGGUGCACGAACCCGAGCCCACGCCCACAGUGGAGACUCGCGGCACAGCGCGUGGCUUCCAGCCUCCCGAAGGCGGCUUCGGCUGGAUGGUGGUAUUCGCCGCCACCUGGUGCAACGGCUCCAUCUUCGGCAUCCAUAACUCCGUCGGGAUCCUCUACUCCAUGCUGCUAGAGGAGGAAAAAGAGAAAAAUCGCCAGGUGGAGUUCCAAGCAGCAUGGGUAGGAGCCCUUGCGAUGGGUAUGAUCUUCUUCUGUUCUCCCAUUGUGAGUAUAUUCACUGACCGACUGGGCUGCCGAAUCACAGCCACUGCGGGCGCUGCUGUUGCUUUCAUUGGCCUCCAUACCAGCUCCUUCACCAGCUCCCUAAGCCUGCGCUACUUCACGUAUGGAAUUCUGUUUGGUUGUGGCUGUUCCUUCGCCUUUCAGCCAUCCCUCGUCAUCCUGGGCCACUACUUCCAACGCCGCCUGGGUCUGGCCAAUGGUGUGGUGUCUGCUGGGAGUAGCAUCUUCUCCAUGUCCUUCCCCUUCCUCAUCAAAAUGCUGGGGGAUAAGAUCAAGCUGGCCCAAACCUUCCAGGUGCUGAGUACCUUCAUGUUUGUUCUUAUGCUGCUCUCACUUACCUACCGGCCCCUCCUGCCCAGCUCCCAGGACACCCCAAGCAAGAGAGGUGUCCACACCUUGCACCAGCGCUUUCUGGCUCAGCUCAGGAAGUACUUCAACAUGAGAGUGUUCCGCCAACGCACUUACCGCAUCUGGGCCUUUGGGAUUGCUGCUGCUGCCCUUGGCUACUUCGUUCCUUAUGUACACCUGAUGAAGUAUGUGGAAGAGGAGUUCUUGGAAAUCAAGGAGACCUGGGUGCUCUUGGUGUGUAUCGGGGCUACCUCAGGCCUUGGGCGUCUUGUGUCAGGCCAUGUCAGUGACUCCAUUCCUGGACUUAAGAAGAUCUACUUGCAGGUCCUCUCCUUCCUGCUCCUGGGCCUGAUGUCCAUGAUGAUUCCCCUGUGCCGGGACUUCGGGGGCCUCAUCGUUGUCUGCCUCUUCCUGGGCCUGUGUGAUGGCUUCUUCAUCACCAUCAUGGCCCCCAUCGCAUUUGAGCUGGUGGGCCCAAUGCAGGCCUCACAGGCCAUUGGCUACCUCCUGGGCAUGAUGGCCCUGCCGAUGAUUGCUGGGCCCCCCAUUGCAGGCCUCCUCCGCAACUGUUUUGGGGACUACCAUGUGGCCUUCUACUUUGCCGGUGUGCCCCCCAUCAUUGGGGCUGUAAUCCUCUUCUUCGUCCCUCUCAUGCAUCAAAGGAUGUUCAAGAAAGAGCAGAGGGAUUCCAGCAAGGAUAAGAUGUUGGUCCCUGAUCCAGACCCCAAUGGGGAGCUGCUGCCAGGCUCCCCAAACCCUGAGGAACCAAUCUAAUGCCUCUUUCUUGCCAUUGUGUGCUCCUCCCCAGCUCUUCCCCUGCUCAGCAUUUACAUUUUUUUGCCACCAGCACACUAGUUCCCAAACCUGUGCACACAGCAUUUCAGCCACCUGACCACCCCCUUGGAGCCAAAGCUCUAGGUGUUCCAAACUCAUUAACCAAAUUUUCCCCAUGAAUGCCUUCAAACUUGCCAGGGCCCUUCUUCUCCCAGGAACCGGGAAAGCUUGAGAUUUCCCCCUGGCCUUUGGAACCUCUCCAUAUACAUUCUAACCCCUGGGGGAGGAGGAUGAUAGAACCUCCAGGCCCCAGCUUGUUAGUCGCCCACUAAAAUUAACUGCCAAAGGUGCUACUGUGUCCCCAGGAGCCUAGUGGGAGAGACUCAAGCCUCUGAUUACUGAGAAAUUUAUUGCCAUUCAUCCUUGGAAGCCAUUUGGGUGGUGGGGGAAGGGAGGCAGAAUGAGACAAGGAGCCUUAUUUAGUCUCACAAGUUCCUGAGGUCUGUGGCUUCCCGAGAGCUGUAUACAGGUAGUAUCCCCAUGAUAUGGUUGGUUAACAGUCUGUUUCUCUCUUCCUUUCCUUUGAUUUUUCUCUACUGCCUCCUUUCCAUUCUUUUCCCUCUCUAUUUCUUUUUAUGAUUGUCACAGAUUCAAGGUGCUUGGAGAAAGGAGGGACCCAAAGCUUGGGCCAAUCAGCCUCAUAUUGGCUCAGUCCAGCCCUAACACUAGCAUUAAUCCCGUUCAUCUCAGGCUGAGCCUCAUCUCACUUUUUGGCUCAAGCUGAUAUAAUCAUAGACUGGAAGAGUAGAAUAUCACACAGGGAAAGGACCUUAAACACCACAGAGUUCCAUGUUCCACCCACUGUUUUUUACAGAUUUUCCAAGUCAAUGCAUUAACCUGGAGGCCUUCCCAGUCCCCCAUCCUUGUAUCCACCUGUCAAAUGUGAAUAAACUCCUUUCAUCUCAGCAGGCAGAGGAGGACUAAGGACAGUGAGCUGGCGUGGUGCAUGGAGGGCCAGUGGCUAUUGACAUAGUGAAAGACCAACUCCUCCAUCUCUUAGUUUUCAUGACAGGUCAAUAUUUCCACCUGGCCAGGACAGGAAAUGGACUGUUUUAGGAAAAACCUCAUUCAGAACCUGGAUCCCCAAAGGUACAGGCAGCAGCUGCACACAGGGUUGGACACUUUCUUUUAGGAAGGGGAAGCCACCCUAGCUUUUACCACCAAGUGUUUCCCCCAUGCUGGACAUCCUGGGCCACUCUGCUUAGUGGGCAUUAAUGGUGCCAGGAAAGGUAGAUUCUGGACCACCUUCUUCCCUCUGAAGUAGGUACCAGAUGCUUCCCUAUACCCAGGCUCUGUGCAACAAUCUUACUGAAGAGCAUUCCAGGUGCUCCUGGCUAGGGGCAGAGGGCUCUGCCAGGCUGUGUCCAGCUAGCACAGCUCACCUCAUUAGGAGCUCAGCCUCUCUCUUUCCUCUGUCUUUGUGUCUCUUUCUCCCCUCUCUGGGCCUUUGUUUAUUGUGUUCCUGUCACCCAACCUUUCAUCAUCUUUUUGCCAGGCACCCCUGGCUGUCACUUAGAGCCAAUAGUAAUUUGCCACCCUAAACCAGGGUCAUCCUAUGGCCAGGAGGAUGAGGUUGCCCUGAGGGGCUCCAAAGAAGACAAUGGUCCCCACACAUGAAUUUUUCCGUUACAAACAGGCAGCUGGGGCAUGGUUGGCCUCUGAAAGUUUCAUUCAAGGCCAAAGUCUGAGCCCCCCCCCCCACCUCUGCUGGUCUUAGUCCAGCUCUUAUCAACUCCCUGAAGGAAAAUCCACUGGUUCUUGGCUCUGUAAGUAGGAAAGGGCCUAGUUAGUAGCCUGUCAGCUCAAACAGCAGUGGAACAGGAGAAGAUGGACUGCAGGAGCCCUGUAACUCCUGAGAGAGACCAUUGGAAAUACUAGAGCAACAAUGCCCCUGCUUCCAUUCCUCCCUGCCCCGCCCCCACUGAGAUGCUGGAGGGUGGUCCUGCAGGGCCUCCUUUGUUGCUCAUGACUGGAUAGCUUUUAAAAAUCAGGCUGCCACCCACUUCUCUCCAGUUGAAGGAAAGAUAUUCACAGGUCCCAAAUCUGCCUAUUCAGGUGUCACUUAACAUUGACAGGGUGUCAAUUUACUUCUUCCACACAUGUGCAUGUGCAUGUGUGGGCUUGUGUGCUUUUGGAGAGAAUUGUUGGUUGGCAAAAGCAGCACAGUAUUAAUAUUUAGAGUAGGAUGCAGCCUCUUAAGCACCACAGUUAAACCUAGGAGAACGAACAAAAUUUCAGAGCUUGAGACCUGGGACAUUUAAAUCCUCAAGGGGUUUGGAACAAAAUAAACAGAUCUAAAAGUUUGGUUUUGGUAUGGAUGUUGCCUAUAAGGGUGAAAUAGUCAACCUGGUUAACAGCAGGAAGUUUGGCUUCAGAACUGAAGCCUCAUUCCAAAUCAGAUUUCUGCCAGGGUCUGUGCUCUCUGAAAGAGCGGACAUUUGAAAAAGAGAGGAGCUAUAUAAGGCUUUGGGUUUGGGUGGACUGUUUGAAACUUCAUUUGCUAGGGAGCUCUGAAGUGGAAAAGUGGCUACUUUACAAAAUGAGAACAUGGUUACUGGCUGAGUCAGAGUAAAAGCCUGCCAAGGCCACCACCUUGCUAUAAAUGUGCCUUCCUGAAAAUUGGCAAUGACCUUAGCAAUAUUACAAUUCAACCUCUUCUCUCUCCCUUAUUGAUAGGGAACCUGAAGAGAUUAGUCUAGCUGGGUUACACAGCCCUACAGUAACAGCCUGGAAUGGAGGGUGAUACAGCAGAGAAUGACAAAACUAGGAGUAAACUUAAAGUCUCACUUGUCCAUAUUCUGCAUUGAAUUUAAGUGGGGAAAUUGAGGCCUAGAGAAACGAAGGGCCUGCUGCAGGUUCACACAGUUCAUCAGAACAAGACUUGAACUCAGGUAAUUAACUUCCAGUCCAAUCCAAACCCCUUGUUUGCUAGAUGAAGACACUGGCCCUAGAAAGGAAAAAAGGAGUUGUCCACUUCACUCAACCACACAGAAGCCCAUUUCUAAAAGGGUGUCAGCAGGACCAGCUCUUAGUGGAAAUAAAAGCUGAGCAGUGUGACUCUCAGCAUACCCCAUUGCUUCACAAUUACUCUCAUUCCCAAUCUACACAAACUUUUGGUUUCUCCCUCCCAUUCAUUCUAGACCUUCAGGAAGCCUUGGCCUUGGAAGCUUCUUUCCACCAACUGCCUUUCUACUCUGAACACCAAGAGCAACGAAUAAAGUCCGUCUCCUUCUGGCUGUGCAAUGGCCAAGACAGGGACAAAGAGAAGA
Marmota monax (woodchuck) is the source of this 5151-nucleotide messenger RNA. It is a transcript of the gene Slc16a2, whose product is annotated as solute carrier family 16 member 2. Gene Ontology annotation, biological process: transmembrane transport. NCBI's taxonomy places the organism in Eukaryota, Metazoa, Chordata, Mammalia, Rodentia, Sciuridae. The transcript is spliced from 6 exons. Gene Ontology annotation, molecular function: monocarboxylic acid transmembrane transporter activity; thyroid hormone transmembrane transporter activity. Bases 191 to 1822 code for a protein of 543 amino acids. The record is from RefSeq and is a predicted model, not a curated record.